AUGAAGGCCACAUACACUUCCUUCUCCUUCGAGUGGAACUGUACUCCCUUCAAGGUAGCGAUGACGAACACCAUCUUCUUUUUAGAUCUAUCGCAACCUCCUUCUCUCGUUCUCCCCUCCUAUGAACCCAAACCUGCCUGCAAAGUCUCUUUUCCGACACCCAUUCUUCCACUAAUCAACAAUUACACAGCAACAAAUCAGGAAACAGUAUUAUCUCCAAAUCAACAAUUAAAUCGCAAUAAACAUCACAGGUGA
Messenger RNA from Lactuca virosa, 255 nucleotides. The record is from the annotation of a GenBank genome assembly. Lineage: Eukaryota; Viridiplantae; Streptophyta; Magnoliopsida; Asterales; Asteraceae.